CCAACCCGUCUCGAUUUAUUUCACAACUUGUACACUAAAGUACAACCCACAACAGCAGGAGACAAACAAGAAACAAAACCCCGCCCCUUUCUUCUUCAAUCACCAUCGCCGUUUUUUUCUUGAUCUUUCCGUCAGAUUCUUCGACCAGCAUAUAAAUUAAAUUUACAAUGCCCUUUAUUAAUACUGCUGUUGCAUUGUAUUUUGAUGCUGUCUGAAACUUAACGCAGCCCCCCAUCUUUUUUUUCUCCGUCACCUUUCCUUGAAAUAAACUCUUCCCUCGGUUUUGUCGAACACUCGUUUUGAUCCUUGAUAUUAUUUGGGCGUUUCUUUUGCCUUUAUAUAAAUAAUGGCUGCAACUGCAUUUCAUCAAGCUGUCGGUACACUUCAAUCUCGUGGGCAAUUAAGUAAUUCCGCCCUCAACCAAGAGAACGGAAUCGCUUCAUUUUGGUCGAUUUCAAAGGGCUUCAAGCUCGAUUAUGCUCUAUUAAGAAUGGAGAGUUAUUGCUCUAAAAAGAGAAGUUUCAGUGCCAUUAAACUAUCAGCUUCGUCUCAAACUACAGUCUUCGACCCCGUUUCUUCCCCUUCAAACGGCUCAGCUAGUGACUCCAAAAAGAAAUCAAGCGAGGCUGCGUUGAUUUUGAUCAGGCACGGUGAGUCUAUGUGGAACGAGAAGAAUCUUUUCACAGGUUGUGUGGAUGUGCCUCUAACCGAGAAGGGAGUCGAAGAAGCUAUUGAAGCUGGCAAAAGAAUUAGUAACAUACCUGUAGAUAUGAUUUUUACUUCUGCUUUGAUUCGUGCUCAAAUGACUGCUAUGCUUGCCAUGACUGAACACCGUCGCAAGAAGGUUCCGAUUAUUGUGCACGACGAGAGUGAGCAAGCGAAAGCAUGGAGCCAAAUUUUCAGCGAAGAAACGAAAAAGCAGUGCAUUCCGGUUGUGACAGCUUGGCAACUUAACGAAAGAAUGUAUGGAGAAUUACAGGGUCUUAAUAAGCAAGAAACAGCAGAUAGAUACGGGAAAGAACAAGUUCAUGAGUGGCGACGCAGUUACGAUAUACCUCCACCGAACGGCGAAAGCUUGGAAAUGUGUGCUGAGAGAGCCGUUGCAUACUUUACGGAAUUUAUUGAGCCGCAGCUUCUGUCUGGGAAAAACGUAAUGAUUGCAGCACAUGGAAACUCGUUGAGGUCCAUUAUUAUGUAUCUCGACAAGCUGACUUCUCAAGAGGUUAUUAGUUUGGAACUAUCGACUGGGAUACCGAUGCUUUACAUUUUCAAAGAAGGGAGCUUUAUUCGUCGAGGUAGUCCUGUGGCACCAACUGAAGCUGGUGUUUAUGCUUACACUAAGGGGUUGGCUCAGUACAGGCAAUACUUAGACGAGAUGGUUCAAUCUUAAUGGAGCUUUAUCUCUUCUACGAAAUUUCUACAUAACGAUUCAGAAAUCGAGAGAAGCUUUCUGCAUGGGGUAGAGAGAGAUGCAUUGUCCCAAAUCCAUCUUUUUUUGCUUUUUUUUUUAAAUUAAGAUUUAGUGUUUGAAGUAUUUUGCGAUAGACUAUGAUGUUGAACUCCGAAAGAAACUUGUAAAACGACUCCCGACAAAUGAUGUUCUCGUAUAAAUAUAGUUUGUAAUUUUCCAAGUGUUUUGGUGUAUUGCUGUAAUAAUGGUGCUGGUGCUCCAUGUGCAUGUAUGUAUGUAUAAUGUCUAAUAAUGCAAAAUACCGUAUUCAAUA
Molecule: messenger RNA, 1724 nt
Organism: Erythranthe guttata (spotted monkey flower)
Lineage: Eukaryota; Viridiplantae; Streptophyta; Magnoliopsida; Lamiales; Phrymaceae
Product: Phosphoglycerate mutase family protein
Biological process (GO): glycolytic process
Molecular function (GO): intramolecular phosphotransferase activity
Source: RefSeq, a predicted model, not a curated record